This is a messenger RNA of Anneissia japonica, 1920 nucleotides long. RefSeq lists its product as uncharacterized. The coding region runs from base 306 to 689 and encodes 127 amino acids. The transcript is spliced from 3 exons. Lineage: Eukaryota; Metazoa; Echinodermata; Crinoidea; Comatulida; Comatulidae. The record is from RefSeq and is a predicted model, not a curated record.
UACAUCGAACAACUACGUUGGCUCAACAAACGGCAUUAUUCAAGUUAGAACCGACCACGAAGCCAGUGUGGCAACUGUCACCUGGGACCUACCCAUUGUAACUAACAACAUUAGCCGUUUCAACGUGACGUCAUCGCUGUAUAAAUCAGGAGACGAAAUACCAAUUAUGACAAAUCACGUAAUCACAUUUACAGCCACAGAGUCUUCAGGAAACACAGAUACUUGUUUUUUUUGUGAUAUCUGUUAUCGAUAUUGAGGAUCCAAUUUGUACCAUCGACCCGCCAUCGUAUAUAGGCUCUGCAGAGAUGGAGGAACAGAAUUCUACAAUCAACUACGUCAUCACUGUUAGAGACAAUGUCCUAGUCAGCAGUAUUAAGACAUACUACCGUUAUACUGAUAUUGGAAAUAGUGGUCAAGAAUAUAUUGUUGACAGAGCCAUAGAAGAAAUCGACAGCACAGGAACUUUCCCUAUUGGCGAGACUAUGGUUCUGUUUUCGGUUGUAGACAAUGCGAGUCCGAAUGGAAACGAAGGAACCUGUUCAUUUGGUGUCACAAUAAGCGAAUACAUGCCGACAACUGAGAGAGCAGUUACAGAAGACAGUUCAGGACACCAAGUUUCAGGCUCAGUAACUGUCAAAGUGCUGAUGUUAUUGAUGAAUUCGUUUGUGAAGCUCUAUUACUUAAAUUAACACACAUCGUACUAAUAACAAUAUGGUACUCAACUCCCAAGCCUCAUAAUGUGACUUCGUUUAUAAUAGAACAAGCUGUGUAAUGUCUUGUGAAGGGAUAUGCCACUUAAAAAAGUGAUGAAGUUCACUGUUUGGCAUUUGGCCUAAAAAAUUAAUAAAAUAAAUAUAAAUAAAAAUAUCGUUUGCGUCACAAAAUGUCGUAGGAGUGAUGUUUUUUGUUUAUAAGAUUUCUUGACGAUUCCUUUGCUACCUUGGGGAUUACUACACUAGCGACAAAGUGCAAGGUCAGUGGUCUAGUGGUUAUGACACCAUGCUAGUUAUCUAGAAGGCUUGGAUUCGAUUUCUACCCGAAUCAUUGGCAAUUUUUUUUUUGACUUGGAAACGUACUGAGUAUUUAAUACUAUAACACGUCGUCAGUACGGUAUUAAUUCUUAAUUUGUGUGUUUUUAGAAUUAGGAACUGAAUGUCCAAACUAUUCUAAUGCGAGAUGAUAAAUAUAUUCAUAUUUAGGCUUAUUUCAUUUUAGUUAAAUGUAUUAAUUGUAAUUAAAAGAUUCUACAUAUAAAUUUUGGCUACACUAAAUUGUCUCGUAUUUCUGGCUUCGUUUUUACAUCAUUAUUGUUAUCAUUAUCAUUAUGCUAUUACAAGAAUGCAAUUGAAAUAAUAUUUUUAUAACAAUACGAUAUAAUAAUAUAAACUGUUAAAUAGUAUGGUAUUUAUAAUUAUUUUAUGCUCUUAACUAACGUUUACUACAAAUUUCUUGUGCAAUUCAAUGACGUUUAGAAGGCUGUUCUCAUUUUACUGUGCCAUACUAAUAAUAAGUCUAUAUAUUUACUUAGAUGUUUCUAUUGAACAAUAUUUUAAAGUAAUGUUUUUAUAACGUUUGCGUAGCUAGGGAUGCCCCUAUAUAGGGAAAACCCCUAUUAGCGGUGACACUUUUUUUAGGUCCUGAAGGUGUCCCCUUGAUAGGGGUUCUAUUGUAAUAUCGUGUAAUGUAUAUAUGGCUCUGAUACCGUAUGAACAGAAAAUAAACUAAUUAUGUAAGCAUACUGAUCGACUUACAAAAUUUAUUUGUCGGAACUGUAAUUCAUGAAGGUACAGGCCUUAGAACGGAGGGCCUAAAAUAGAAACGUUAAUACUUUACAGGUGAAACAAUAGAAUUUGCUAAUAAUAGAUUAAAGCAACUGCAAAUAAGGGGAAAAUACUUGAAUAUGAUUACAUGCAAGGCCUA